UUCAUGUUUACUCGUCAAGCAAGUUGUCGUCGCCUUGCUUUUCUCUGAGGAUUAAAACUAGAAACUUUUCUUAUUGACUUCGGCACUUGUGACAUUUAAUGAUGAACUUGCUUUUCUUCUUUCUCCUAGUUGUACAAACACACAGCGUGACGCCUGUGAUUCAUUCACUCAAGUAUUUCCGCACUGCAUCCUCUCAAGUUCCAAACUUCCCAGAGUUUGUGGAGGUUGGUUAUGUUGAUGGAGUUGAGAUUAGUUACUAUGACAGCAACAUCAGGAAAGCAGAAUCCAAACAGGACUGGAUGAACAAAAUCACAGCAGAGGAUCCAAACUACUGGCAGAGACAAACAGAGUACUAUGUUGUUUAUGAACAUGUCUACAAAACCAACAUUGAAAUAGCCAUGAAGCGUUUCAACCAAACUGGAGGUGUUCACACUUUCCAGAAGAUGUCAGGAUGUGAAUGGAAUGAUGAGACUGAUGAGGUUAAAGGUUGGCAUCAGUUCAGUUAUGAUGGAGAAGAUUUCAUAUCGUUGGACAUGAAGACAUGGACAUUUACUGCAGCAAAACAACAAGCUUUCCCCUCCAAACUCAAGUGGGACCAAGACAUACUUGGACUAGACUACAAUAAGUAUUAUUACACUGAGGAAUGUCCUUCUUACUUGAAGAAGUAUGUGGAGUAUGGGAAGAAGGUCCUAAUGAGAACAGAGCUUCCAGAGGUGUUCCUCCUCCAGAAGACGCCAUCCUCUCCGGUCACCUGCAUGGCGACAGGUUUCUACCCCGACCUAGCCGACUUGUUUUGGAGGAAAGACGGCGAGCAGAUCUUCGAGGACGUGGAGCACGGAGAGCUGCUCCCCAACCACGACGGAACCUUCCAGAUGUCUGUGGACCUGAAAGUGGAGGUGACGGCCGAGGUGGAGGGCAAGUACGAAUGUGUGUUCCGGCUGUCUGGCGUCAAGGAGGACCUGGUCACCAAGCUGGAGAGAAGAAGCAUCCUGAGCAACGCAAGCCAUGAAGGCAACGUGAGCGUCACUGCCACGCUGGCGGUCCUCGCUGUGGUGGUCCUCCUGGCGGCCGGCGUCUUCAUCAUCAUCUUCAUCAUCAAGCGUCGCCGAAGCAGACAAGCCAAAUACGAUCCAGCUGCUGGUGACGCUGGUAACGAGCUCUCAGAGAGACGUGAAGGCUGAAGGCUGAGUGAGACACAGUGAGGACUUUUCUUUUUCAUGCACCUCCAAAUGUUCUUCUGACUUUGUGUGAAGAUGAUGUUCAACUUGGCUCUCACUCUGCCACAUGCUAACAUCUGCACUUGGAUUCACCUGCUUUUGUUGGGAAUGUGCUGAGUCAUCUUCUUCCUCCAGGAUGCUUUGUGCACUGGAACACAGAGAGAUGUCUCCAUCGCUGAGGGACCUCAUCACACUUGGACAUUUCUUUCACAUCUGCACUAAUUGCUCCUCAUCUCAUCCAUCAUGUCUUCUUUGGGUGUUUAUGGCUGAGAAAACACCUUCAAUCUGCAUUUUUCAACAAUAUUUUGCCAGUGAAUCAUGUUGAUGUUGAUCUUUGUGUCCAUGUAGUUGUGAUGUCAUCAUUUGGGGCUCAUGUGUCAUCACAUUGACAAGGAUUUCUUCUUUCCUUUUCAAACCAAAAGACAGCUGCUUAUCAGUGAAUAUCACCUUGUGUCACAUGUCAUCAUUAUUUUUACAAAUAUUGUGGAACAAUAGCACAAUUUUUCGGUACUUUUUUAUGUUAAUGUUAAUUGUUUGAUAAUCAAUUUUUUGUUGUAACAUUUAAGAAUGAUGAUUAUGAGAACUGCUGUCCAGUUGUUAUAUCUUGUUUUCUGGUUACAUUAGUCUCCUUUGCAAUGCAGUUGCACUUCCAAGACCAUUAGAUGGCAGCACUGUAUAACUAUUUAUGCUAUGUUGUCAAACUAGAAAGUAGCUUUUUUUCAGGAAGAUGAAUUUGUUAGGUUGCGCCCUACAAAGUGUCAAUACUGUAAGUAUUGUCCUCAUUGCACAAAACUGUAAAAUUCUAAUUAUAUUAGUUAUCGUUUCCUUUACCAAAUCAAAGGUGUUGAAAUGGCCAUGUAAAAUCGCUCAUGCUAAUAGUUGCCUGUCUAUGGCUAAUCCUUUGUAAAUUAGCAUUAAGCUAGCGCAUUUUGAAAGGGUGUAGCAUUACUUUACGUUUGAGCGUAUUUUUUAUUAAGCACACUUUGUUGGUGUUGAAAAUGGCAAGGUGACUUAGAGGGAGUUUGGCUGAGUCCGGCCUGAGUGCUGCUUGAGUGAUGGGUGCUGGUUAGCGCCUUGCAUGGCAGCUCCCUCCAUCAGUGUGUGAAUGUGUGUGUGAAUGGGUAAAUGUGGAAGCAGUGUCAAAGCGCUUUGAGUACCUUGAAGGUAGAAAAGCGCUAUACAAGUACAAGUACAACCCAUUGUUUACGUGUUUAGUCUGAAACCAGACAUGACCAGUCUGAAACCGGACAUGACGUCACAUGCAACAAAGGUAUCGAACUACGGCACCAGGGGCGCCGAAAAAGGGGGGUAAAGGAGACGGAUUCUAGGGGCCCAUGAUGGAGGGGGGGCCCAGAGAGGCCCCUAAUGAUGAUGAAAUUAUAAUACAGAAAAAAUAAUGACACUGUGUUGGGGGCCCUGUAAAGAUUCUUUUCAUGGGGCCCAAAAUCCCUAGCGGCGCCCCUGUACGGCACCGUUUGAUUUUACGUGAAUUGAUAGUACCGAGGGAAUUCGAUCAUUACCUACAAAAGAACUGAAUUGGGUAGCCAACCCUACCAGUUAGUGUGACGGAGGGGGACAGUGACACAGGAUUUUUAUGACAAAGCGUUGCAAAAUGUUUACAUUUUUUUAAACAAUCUGCGGUUUUUUCCUUUCCUUUUUGCAUAGUCAUAUUUUUGCUUGAUUGCCAAACAUGCCGAGGAUGUAAUUUGGGAAGUAAACAAGGUAGGCCGUUCAUAUACUCUUGAUAUUCAGUGUUUUAUGUGUACUAUGUUUCAUGUACAUUCUGGGUGUUUUAUUCAGUAAAAACUUGUCAAAUAGAA
Nerophis lumbriciformis (worm pipefish) is the source of this 3037-nucleotide messenger RNA. Its product is annotated as major histocompatibility complex class I-related gene protein-like. The record is from RefSeq and is a predicted model, not a curated record. Lineage: Eukaryota; Metazoa; Chordata; Actinopteri; Syngnathiformes; Syngnathidae. Gene Ontology annotation, biological process: immune response. Gene Ontology annotation, cellular component: external side of plasma membrane.